Molecule: messenger RNA, 1944 nt
Organism: Myotis brandtii (Brandt's bat)
Lineage: Eukaryota; Metazoa; Chordata; Mammalia; Chiroptera; Vespertilionidae
Gene: GRK7
Product: G protein-coupled receptor kinase 7
Exons: 9
Coding region: 276-1664 (462 amino acids)
Biological process (GO): regulation of signal transduction; signal transduction; protein phosphorylation
Cellular component (GO): cytoplasm
Molecular function (GO): rhodopsin kinase activity; ATP binding
Source: RefSeq, a predicted model, not a curated record
AUAACUCCAUAUAGACUGUUGUGAUUCAGAAACACAAACAUUUCUAUUGAUAAGACUUUUCCCCCUAAAUUGGUGGAUCGUACAUAGUAAAGUUCUGAGCAAAUAUACAGUCUUGAUUUACAUGUUGCGUGUUUGGAAACAAUGAAUUUUACUUAAAACUAUGCAAAACAGCACUUUAUACUAUAUGAAAACAUUAGUUUCUAGGUUCAGAUCAUCAUAAACUGAUUUUUCUACUACAUGAAUGGGCAUUGGGAAGUCACACAGGAUGCUGAACUAUGUUUCUUCACCUACUGUGGCUCCUUGUUGAAGAAGAAUAUCCUCUGUUAUGGUUCCACCAGACCCCACAGCUUUCCAAGCUUAUGCGAAAUUUCGAGUUGGCUGCUCUCUGCUGGGUGGACAUUGGACAGAGGAACCCAACUUCCACAUCGCUUAGGUCGCUCCGGACUCCAAUCUGCAUCAGAAAAACUUUUGAAUCAGGUUCUGCCCUGUCGGACUGUCACUGUGUCCCUAAGGGCCCCGAGAAAAGGCAUCUCCUCCUCUGGAGAGAUUCUCAGACUGAUUUUCACUACUCGGGAAUGUGGACCCGGGAUGACACGUCAAGAACGAAAAAGGUAUGUGCUGUCCAGGUGAAAAACACUGGUAAGAUGUAUGCCUGUAAGAAGCUGGACAAGAAGCGGCUGAAGAAGAAAAAUGGUGAGAAAAUGGCUCUGUUGGAAAAGGAGAUCUUGGAGAGGAUCAGCAGCCCUUUCAUUGUCUCCCUGGCCUACGCCUUUGAGAGCAAGUCCCACCUCUGCCUGGUCAUGAGCCUGAUGAACGGGGGAGACCUCAAGUUCCACAUCUACAGCGUGGGCACCCGCGGCCUGGCCAUGAGCAGGGUGGUCUUCUACUCGGCCCAGAUGACCUGCGGGCUGCUGCACCUGCACUCUCUCGGCAUCGUCUACCGGGACCUGAAGCCUGAGAACGUGCUCCUGGACGACGUUGGCAACUGCAGGCUGUCCGACCUGGGGCUGGCCAUGCAGAUCCAGGAUGGCAGGCCUGUCACCCAGAAGGCUGGAACCAAUGGUUAUAUGGCGCCUGAAAUCCUAAUGGAAAAAGUGAGUUACUCCUAUCCCGUGGACUGGUUUGCAAUGGGAUGCAGUAUUUAUGAAAUGGUUGCUGGAAGAACACCAUUCAAAGAUUACAAGGAAAAAAUCAGUAAAGAGGAUUUAAAGCAAAGAACCCUGAAAGAAGAGGUCACAUUCCAACAUGAUAACUUCACAGAGGAAGCCAAAGAUAUUUGCAGACUCUUCUUGGCUAAGAAACCAGAGCAACGCUUAGGAAGCAGGGAAAUAGAGGUCAGAAUGGUGGAUCCCCGCGAGGGCGUACUUACUGGGAUGGGGCCUGGGGAAGCCUUCAAGAUGCUGGAAGUGUUCAACGUCUUGAUCUGGAUGGCAAUACACAGAAUAGCGCUGUUCCAGGGCCUGGGAACCCUCGGCUGGAUCCCUCCAUCUGGCUGGCAGGUAAUGAAUGAGCGAGAGCAGGCGGAGGGCUGCACAGCAGCUUCCAUAUUCCUUUGCAUAGAAGUCAGUCCCGACGUCACACCUAAGGACAAAGGAGGGGAGACACAGUCUGCCCAGAAGGGGAGCAAACAGACCUGCUCCCUUGCCCCACCCUUCUUCCUAUAAAACCUUCCAUUUUGUAAAGCCCUUGGAGCGCCCAUCUGAUGGGAUGCUGCCCAAUUCACCAAUUGCUUGACCAAGCCAAUCAGGUCUUCGCACUCAGUUGAAUUUUGUUUUUCUCGCGGUUAAGUGUUUAGCAUGUAGAACUGACUAUUAAAUGGUUUCCUAGCAUUGUACUAACGCUGCCCCGUUCUCCUUUGUUUAUAUCUUCUCCCUUUGUGAAUUUACUUCCCUUUGUGUGUGCCCUGAUCUGGCCUGGCCCUCAGAUAAAUGAAAGCAAUCUCUU